Messenger RNA from Nylanderia fulva, 6266 nucleotides. It is a transcript of the gene ptc, whose product is annotated as protein patched. Gene Ontology annotation, biological process: negative regulation of smoothened signaling pathway. Gene Ontology annotation, cellular component: plasma membrane. Lineage: Eukaryota; Metazoa; Arthropoda; Insecta; Hymenoptera; Formicidae. The record is from RefSeq and is a predicted model, not a curated record. Gene Ontology annotation, molecular function: hedgehog family protein binding; smoothened binding; hedgehog receptor activity.
CCUGAAUAUUACGAGAUUAAAAAUGAAUUUGACGUAACGCAGAUCGGAAUAAACGUGCGAAAAGUCGAAACGUGCGGGGCCCACGGACCUCGUACGGGCCUGAAUGUUUGUGCAGACCGAGCGAGCGCCGUUCUGGAGAAGGGGAGGGGAGGCCGUCAACUAUGGCCGGCACGGCAGGCAGGCCAGGAAAGAAAUGUGGCAGCGCGUUUCGCUUUAGUACCGACUUAGACUGCUCUAAGUGGCGGUCGUGCGCACGCCGGCGUCCGUCGUCGCACCGACAUUACGCACGAGUACGCAUCUCCAGGACCCAUCAGGGGCCCGCGCAGAGGGCCCGUCGCACUCUGCGAGCGCGUCCGAACGGCGACGACGACGACGACGACGACGAUAACGUUUUUCGGUGGUGUGACAGUGUGACAACGAAGAGCCGGGCCCUGACGGCUGUUCGGCGGAUUAUCGCGGCACGUGAUCGAUUCUUACGCGGGAAAAAAAAAAAUACAAUCGCGAUUCGUAUUUCCGUAGGUGAAAAAGAGAGAGAGGGAGGAAGGUGUUUAUCCCGGGUAACCUAAAAACCGAUCUCCUCGGCGAGGUACGAUAUAUAUCGGUAGGACGCGCGCGCAUGCGCACCGCGCCACGCUAUCCUCGUGCGCGAAUUUCGAGCGAAGCGCGGGGUCACGUGGUUAUCGUACGAAGCCGCGGACAGUGUUGGUGAACAAGUGCUCUCGAAAGGUGUUACGAUUUCUCCAGGCAGUGAGUGUCCCGCGGAUCGUUUCGCUCCCACGCUCGAAUUCGCGACACGUCCCAGAAAGAAAGAGGGACAGAACUCCGAUCUGGAACCAGAUCGUGUUCGAGAGUUCUUCCCUCCUACGAAAACAAAACAAAACCAAAAAGAGGAACCGAUAUUAAAACGUCAACGCGAAGUUAUUUAUUACCCCGAGGGUUGUCGGAAGACCUCUAGCAAGCCGCACAACGAGAUAUCCGUAACGAGAGAUCGAUGAGAAAUUGAAGAUCCGUGGAGGAGCGAGGGAGAUAGAGAGAGAGAGAGGACGGAUAGAGAAAGAGAGAGAAAGGAAGGAAGGAAAGAGGGAGGACGAAGGUGAACGAGUUCAUAAAAUCGUAACCGCGCGUGGCGUGCGGGCGAAUGCAUGACAGAUCAUGGUUUCCGUGUCCGGCCCCGUAUCCACAGGGAUCCUAGCGGAACGCCCUUCUGGAUCGCAGGGCUCGCGGCAGAAUGGUGGCGCGGAGGAUGAGAAGGACGCCAAGGCGGCGGAAAACGCCAGGAUUCGCCACGAGUCGGAUCUCUACGUCAGGCCCAGCUGGACGGACGCCGCGAUAGCGCUGGAUCAACUCGAAAAGGGGAAGGCGGAAGGGCAGAGGUCAGCGGUGUGGAUCAGGGCGCGAUUGCAGGAUCAGCUAAGUCAGCUGGGUUACUUCCUGCAGAGGCAUGCGGGAAAGGUGCUCUUCGUGGCUGUUCUCGCUCUGGCCACCUUCUGCGUCGCCCUGAAAUCCGCGCAAGUCAACAGUAAGGUCGAUCAGUUGUGGGUGCAGGAAGGUGGAAGGCUAGAAAGGGAGCUGACCUACGCCUCGGAGGCCCUCGGCGAGGCUGCCCCUUCGACGCACCAACUCAUCAUCCAGACGCCGAAGCACUCCGGAGUGAAUAUCCUGCAUGUGGCCGCACUCAAGGAACACUUGGCCGUCCUGAAAGCUGCGACGCAAGUUACGGUGCACCUGUUCGACAUCACGUGGAGGCUGAAGGACUUGUGUUACGCGCCGAGCAUACCCAACUUCGACCUGCACUACAUCGACCAGAUUUUUGAGAGUAUUAUACCUUGCGCCAUCAUGACACCUCUCGAUUGUUUCUGGGAAGGUAGCAAACUCUUGGGUCCAGAAUAUCCCGUUCAUCUACCAUCUGUCUUUGACUUAAGCAGUGGAACGAAGAACGAACCCCUCCAAUGGACGAACCUUAAUCCCACCAGAAUGUUGGAGCAGAUGAAGAAGUUGCAGUUCUCGUUUCCCUUUAAAACACUCGAGGACUACAUGAAGAGAGCCGGAAUAACGAACGGCUAUCAGAGCAAGCCUUGCUUGAAUCCGGCGGAUCCGGAAUGCCCGGAAACCGCGCCUAACAAAAAAUUUCAACAGGUACCUGAUGUAGGAGUCGAGUUGACAGGCGGCUGCUACGGAUUCGCAGCCAAGUACAUGCAUUGGCCGGAAGAGCUGCUAAUCGGCGGCGCCAGGCACAACAAGACGGGUCAUUUGACUCGUGCGGCCGCAUUGCAGACCGUAGUGCAGCUUAUGGGCGAACGGGAAUUGUACGACUUUCUGGUAAACACCUACAAAGUCCACCAUAUCGAUUGGUCACAGGAAAAAGCAGCCCAGGUGUUAGAGACUUGGCAGAGAACAUUUAGCAACGAGGUGAAGAGGCAGGUGAACAUGAACGUGUCGAUGCCGUACAACAUGAACGCCUUCAGUACCACCACCUUGAAUGACAUCCUCGGGAAAUACAGCGAGGUGUCCGUCAUGAAGAUCGCAAUCGGUGGCGCUCUUAUGUUGCUGUACGCUGGGAUAGCCCUCCUUCGUUGGAAGGAUCCAGUGCGCUCGCAAUCCGGAGUAGGAAUAGCCGGCGUGAUGCUGAUUUGCGCUACGGUAGCCGCAGGAUUGGGCUUCUGCGCGCUUCUGGGUAUUCCGUUUAACGCCACUACGACGCAGAUAGUGCCGUUUCUCGCACUCGGUCUGGGCGUACAUGACAUGUUCCUGCUGACACACACGUACGCCGAGCUGUCGGUGAACGAGGUGCCCAGCGGCGAGCAGACGGGAGUCGUUCUCAAACGAACCGGUCUGUCGGUGCUGCUGACGGGCCUCAGCAAUGUUUCCGCCUUCUUUGCCGCGGCGAUCAUCCCGAUCCCGGCUCUCAGAACGUUCUGCCUGCAAACCGGUAUCUUGCUGCUGUUCAAUUUGGCCGCUAUGCUGCUUAUCUUCCCCGCGAUGGUCAGUCUGGAUCUGCGACGUAGACGCUCAGGCAGGAAAGACAUCCUCUGCUGUUGCUUGCCGGCGAUGCCAAAUCUCAAAAAGAACAAGUACUCGAUGAAGAGUAACGGCACGGUCAAGCAGAUGGUCACCAGGGCGAUCCCGCCUGAAAGACGAGAGACUUGUACUCAGAUCCUAACAUCGCACAACACGCAAAACGAAUCCUGGAUAGGUGGACAUAUCGACGUAGAUCUGGAAAGGCAGUGCACUGAGGAGGACACUUUGACCGGUUGUUCUCAGGAUGACUGCUUGAGUUUUUCCCUGACACAGCUUGCGGCCCGGCAUUAUGCACCCUUCAUCAGCCGACCUGCCACCAAAGUGUUUGGCAUGAUGGUUUUAAUCAUCGUACUGGCCGGCAGCGUAUGGGAAGCGAUGCGCGUACGUGAUGGUUUGGACUUGACCGAUCUGGUGCCGCAGAACUCGAACGAGCAUGCAUUUUUAGCCUCCCAGGCGAAGCACUUUGGUUUCUACAAUAUGUAUGCAAUUACCGGACGAGAUUUUGAAUAUCCGAACAAUCAACGACUGUUGUACGAGUAUCACGAUGCUUUCGUGCGGAUCAAAAACGUUAUCAAGAACGACAACGGCGGACUAUCUGAGUUCUGGCUCGGUAUGUUCCGUGAUUGGCUAAAAAAUCUACAGGCAGCGUUCGACAAGGACUAUAACAACGGUUGCAUCACCCAGGAGAGGUGGUAUAAGAAUGCGAGCGACGAAGCAAUUCUGGCAUAUAAGCUGCUUGUGCAAACUGGCUACGUGGACAAUCCAAUCGACAAGACGUUGAUUACUCAAGUACGAUUGGUCGAUUCAGAAGGUAUCAUCAAUCCUCGCGCUUUCUACAACUACCUGAGUGCUUGGGCGUCCAAUGACGCGCUUGCCUAUGGUGCCUCGCAGGCGAAUCUGCGACCUGAGCCGCGUCAGUGGAUUUAUACCAACGAUCAUGAGCUGAAAAUCCCAAAGAGUAUGCCACUUACUUAUGCGCAAAUGCCGUUCAAUCUGCACAAGCUCACCGACACGCAGGAGAUUACAGAAUUGAUCGGUAGCAUCCGGAAACUGUGCAAAAGAUUUGAGGAGCGCGGCCUGCCAAAUUUUCCAUCCGGCCUACCGUUUCUCUUCUGGGAACAAUACAUGGAUCUGAGGAGCUGUUUGGGAAUCUCUCUUCUGGCCGCUUUGAUCACGAGCAUCAUCGUCGUCGGAGUCUUGUUGCUGAAUAUGUGGGCCACUCUGCUGGUCGGCACUUCACUAGGUGCCGUCGUUCUGCAGUUGUUAGGCAUCAUGGGUCUAUUUGGCAUCAAGUUGAGUGCCGUGCCCGCCGUCCUGCUCAUAAUCAGCGUCGGCAUAACCGUUCACUUCACGGUGCACAUUUGUUUGAGUUUCGUCACUAGUGUGGGCAGUAGAGAUCGCAGAAUGCGCUUAGCUCUGGAACAUAUGUACGCUCCGAUCGUUCACGGCGCGCUUACCAUGCUGCUCGCUGUGGUGAUGCUUGCCUUCUCCGAAUUUGACUUUAUAGUCAAACAUUUCUUCUUGAUACUGUUAUGCAUAAUCGGCGUCGGCUUUAUAAAUGGCGUCUUCUUCUUCCCGAUUCUGUUGUCUCUGAUUGGUCCGUCAGCGGAAGUGAUCCCGAAUGAUCAUCCGGAUCGUAUCUCUACGCCGACACCACCGGCAUCGCCCAUCGUGAGAAGAUCCAAGCCUCCUGCGCCGCCAAGGAGGUCUCACAAGAUUGAGAAUGCUAGGUUGCACGCCGAACCGUCCCUCACAACCAUCACAGAAGAGCCUAACUCAUGGCAUAGCACGCAGGAGUCUUGCAUUAUCGUCCACCCGGAACUCAAGGUGGAAACUACGUCCACAUGCGGCAAUCAGAACUGUAGCGGAUCGGACACGAGCGGGUCUAGUCGAACGUCACCGGUUCCGUCCACUCCACACAUUACCACCAAGGUCACUGCAACGGCGAACAUCAAGGUCGAGGUUCACACACCGUUAACUAGUGGAGUGGAUCGUAGUGAAAAAUGCCGGCACACUGGCACCGGUAAUCGAAGGAGCUCGCGCUGCAGUGCGAACGUUAAUACUGGGGAGUCUUCCGGCUCUGAACCGGAUUCAGACUUUAACUCAAAACAUUGAUAACCGGGGGGACCAGCAGCUGCUGCUCAAGUACCACGCAAAGCGGGAAAAUACAGAAGGCUGACUAGGAUAGAUUAAUCAUUUUUCCAUCUUCUCUUUUUCCUUUCUUUCUCCGGCCUCGCCCUUUUCAUCCAUUUCCUUCUCUUUCUGUCUGCCCUCUCUCUCAAAUGAGUAAUACAACAUGCAUGGUUGUCUUACUCGAUCUUUAAAGACGAAAGUAUUACAAGCGCACAAUUGUAUUUUUAUAAUGUAUGUAAAUACUUUUUGGACAAUAUUAAUAUCUCAUGUUUAAUACUUUUUAUACCGAAUUUUUUUAAAUGACAUACUCGAAGAAAUAUAAGAAGCAAAAUUGUAUUUACAAUUAAAUACAAUAUAAUAUAAUGCAAUUUAAUUAGAAUUUUUAGAAUCAGGAUCCAUAUUUAUAUUCUAUACGUAUAUUAUAAACAUACAAAUUGCUAUAAUGAUUUUAAGUAAAUUAUACUAAAAUUUUUAAUUACAAGAGAUACCAUAUAGAGAUAUAUAUAGAUCGAAUAUAAUGAUGUAAUUUGAAGAAUACAGAGAGAAAGAGCAGAAAAAAUGAAAACUUCUGUUUCUUUUUUUGACAGAAGACUGCACAAGCAUGAGAAGAAACUUGUUAUUCUUUUUGAAUCAAAUUUUGUUUUACAACUUUUUGAUUCUUAACUUCUCUCUUGUCUUUGUCAUUUUUUUCCUUUUUUUAUCGUUCUCAUCAGCAAAACUGAAUGUAGUGCUUUUACUCGAUCUAUAUAUAUAGUACCUAUUUGUGUGUACAAAAUUAAAUUUUAAGCAAAAUAAAAUGAAAUGACAUGUUAUUCAAAUAUUUCAACAGCAUUAAACGUGUGAUAGUAUUAUCGAUGACAAAAAUGUGCGUACAACUUCGACAAAUAAAUUCACUAGACUAUAUUUUAGAUAAAUUUAUUUAAUGAAUGACUUGCGCCGCGAGAUAAGAGAGUGGUUUGGGUCGUAUACUAUCGAUAAAAACGCAUUGCGUGAUUUGUUCUGUCGAGAUAGUAUAUGGCAAUAUCUGUUCUGUCUGUUUAGUAAAUGAAAGGCACCGAUGUGGUAACCCAGCAAACACCGAUAUAUAAUUGUUACAUAUCUAUAAUAAAACGGAA